AUAAAAACAUAAAUAAAAACAAAAACUUUCUAUUUUUAGAGAAGUUUAAGGGACAAAAAUGACAAAAUCAUGUCUUUUUGGGAAGUUGCCGGCAAUGUUGCGUAUUAUUUCUUCCUUUCCGUCGCCGCCAUUAUCUAUUUACUUGUAUUAGGCGCUUAUUACUUUUUGAAACAUUGUGUUGUCCUUCCAUUAAUACGACUUUUUGAAUUUUUAAAUGAGUGGGCUUCAAAUAGAAGACGAUUCGGCACCGACAGAUUCACUUCCGCAACUCCUUUGAUGCGUGAGCCACGCCAAAAUUGGAAUACCUUCGCAGCUCGCAACAAUUCUCCGGUCCAAAGAUCAACUUUUGUCACUCUCGAUGGAAGUGUUCCCUCAGAUGGCGAAAUUUUAUCUGCUUUUGUGCAAGAAGCAGCUUCCAGAAAUAUCAAAGUCACGAUAAUUCAAUGUGAACCUGCCUCAGUUCACGCUCCAAGUGCCUCUCGGAAUACUUCUCAAGUAACUUCCAAUGCUCAAAACGGACUUCCAAGCUCAAAUCAGGAUAAUUCUGCGGGACAAACUACCGGAAAUCGAUUUUCUAACGUUUUUCGACCCCAUGGACCCGCCAAUUCUGCGGCGAGAAGUCAUCGGAAUUACGAAAGAUUAAGAAAUAAUGAAAAUUCAUCACAAAAUCGCACCUCAAGAUCGAGAACUUACUCGAAUUCGUCGUCAACGUCGUCAGUUAAUGCGAAUAAUCGUUGCGUUGUUUGCUUAAGUCAGCGAAAAAAUCACAUACUAAUUCCAUGUGGUCAUUUGUGUGUUUGUCAGGGAUGUGCGAACCAGUUACAGAACAUGGAUUCACAUUGUCCGCUUUGUCGGAGAGGGUUUACACAAAUUAUUGCAGCUUAUGCGUAGUGCCUUGUAAAAAAAAAAAUAAUAAUUUUUAAUCAAAAAGUACGGAAAAAUUAAAAAAAUUUCCUGUUUCACUAAUUAUUUUUAAUUUUAUUAAUUUUUUUUUUCUUUUUUUGACAACAAUAUUAUUGAUAAAAUUAGAUUUCACAAAGUGAAAUUUGAUUUUUUUGUCCACAAAAAUAAAAAUUGAAAAAAAAAAGUAAAUGUGAUAUUUUACAAAAAA
This is a messenger RNA of Culicoides brevitarsis, 1111 nucleotides long. RefSeq names its product protein neuralized-like. Gene Ontology annotation, molecular function: ubiquitin protein ligase activity. The transcript has 2 exons. The record is from RefSeq and is a predicted model, not a curated record. Gene Ontology annotation, biological process: cell cycle; protein ubiquitination. Lineage: Eukaryota; Metazoa; Arthropoda; Insecta; Diptera; Ceratopogonidae. Bases 70 to 891 code for a protein of 273 amino acids.